AUGGUUACAAAGGUUAAAUUCAGCAUCAGUGUCAGCAAGGCUAAAAACUUAAAUUCUGACACAGUAUGCUACUACUAAGGCAGAUACUAUAGAGGACUGGGCUAUGGCUACAGCUGUGGAUACGGUUAUGUCUGUUACUUUGGUGCCUUUAGAAUCUUGGGAUGUGGCUACAGAUGUGGCUGUAAUAGGUAUGGACUUGACUGCUGA
Molecule: messenger RNA, 207 nt
Organism: Eubalaena glacialis (North Atlantic right whale)
Lineage: Eukaryota; Metazoa; Chordata; Mammalia; Artiodactyla; Balaenidae
Product: keratin-associated protein 20-3
Exons: 2
Source: RefSeq, a predicted model, not a curated record